This is a messenger RNA of Bursaphelenchus xylophilus (pine wood nematode), 606 nucleotides long. NCBI's taxonomy places the organism in Eukaryota, Metazoa, Nematoda, Chromadorea, Rhabditida, Aphelenchoididae. The record is from the annotation of a GenBank genome assembly.
AUGGGACGUAUGGAAUCUGACACCGACCCGAAUACGGUCACCAUUCUCACCAAGCGAGGUCCAACUACAAAGUCAUUGAAAACUCCUUCUGUAAGUAGUAUUUCAUUUUGGGUAUAUUUCAAUUUUUGUUUAGGAAUUGAACGCUGCUCAACGUAGAGGUCUUGAACUGGAAACCAAUAAGAAGCACUUUGCCGGGUCUAAUCGUCAGCAUAAAACGGACAAGAACACCUUAAAAUUAGACGAAGAAACCGAAGAGCUAAAACAUGAAAAGGUUGCUCUUGAUUUGUGUAAGGCCUUACAACAAGCAAGACAAGCCAAGGAAUGGACGCAGAAAGAUCUGAGCACUGUAUGUAUGCAGCUUGAAAGGAUAUUUUGCGGCACUGGGUGCAUUUCGUCAUUUUGAUUGUUUUUCGUUAUUGACUCAGAACUUCUUAUCGCUUAUUUCCGUUUCAGCGCAUCAAUGAAAAAGUGGAAGUCGUCAGAGAGUAUGAGAACGGUAAAGCCAUUCCAAACCAACAAGUCUUGACCAAGUUGGAACGGGCAUUGGGAGUUAGACUGAGAGGAAAGGAUAUGGGACAACCGUUGAGUGCCCCUAAAAAGAAAUAG